GCUUUCAGUUAAAAGGUUUCUGUUGUUGUAGCUUAUGCAGUUGCUCUGUUGCUAUGGAAACGUGACAUCAAAAUGACGUUUCCCGUUUAAAAGCUUUUAACUAAAUUCCUGCCUGUCAGACGUAGGCCCCAUUUUGAGCGCGGAGCCGCCUUCGAGCCGAGCGCCCGCGGCUGCUCGCCCGCUGCCCAUGGUGGGCAGAGCGGCGGGCCCGGGGGCCGGGGGCGGGGGCCCGGCCUGAGUCUGCUCUUUUGACCCCACAGGUGCCUCCGCCAUGGCAGCGGCCGAAGUGCCCAGCUAUCUCGUGUCCCCUCAGACGGAGAAGCACCGGCGGGCCCGCAACUGGACCGAUGCCGAGAUGCGCGGCCUCAUGUUGGUCUGGGAGCAGUUCUUCGACGAGCUGAAGCAGACCAAGCGCAAUGCCAAGGUGUACGAGAAGAUGGCCAGCAGGCUCUUCGAAAUGACGGGCGAGCGCCGCCUGGGCGAGGAGAUCAAGAUCAAGAUCACCAACAUGACCUUCCAGUACAGGAAAUUAAAAUGCAUGACAGAUAGCGAGUCCGUCCCGCCCGACUGGCCCUAUUUCCUAGCCAUUGAUAGGAUCCUGGCCAAGGUUCCCGAGUCCUGUGACGGGAAACUGCCGGACAGCCAGCAGCCGGGGCCCUCCACGUCCCAGACCGAGGCGUCCCUGUCGCCGUCCACUAAGUCCACCCCCCUGUACUUACCGUACGGCCAGUUCUCCUACGAAGGCCACUGUGAGGACAACGGCUCCGACAGCUCCUCCAGCUUACUGUCCCUUAAGCUCAGGUCGGAGGAGCGGCCCACCAAGAAGCGCAAGGUAAGGAGCUGCCCGUUCCAGAAGAAGAAGCUGCGGCUGCUGGAGGCCACCCUGGAGGAGCAGCGCAAGCUGAGCCGCGCCGUGGAGGAGACGUGCCGCGAGGUGCGCCGCGUGCUGGACCAGCAGAACAUCCUGCAGGUGCAGAGCCUGCAGCUGCAGGAGCGCAUGAUGAGUCUGCUCGAGAAGAUCAUCGCCAAGUCCAACGUCUAG
Trichechus manatus latirostris (Florida manatee) is the source of this 1042-nucleotide messenger RNA. It is a transcript of the gene MSANTD1, whose product is annotated as Myb/SANT DNA binding domain containing 1. The record is from RefSeq and is a predicted model, not a curated record. Gene Ontology annotation, biological process: positive regulation of DNA-templated transcription. The transcript has 3 exons. Bases 272 to 1042 code for a protein of 256 amino acids. Gene Ontology annotation, cellular component: nuclear body. NCBI's taxonomy places the organism in Eukaryota, Metazoa, Chordata, Mammalia, Sirenia, Trichechidae.